CCCUAGACUGCGAGCAGCCGCGGAGAGCGCUUCGGCUACGGGACACGAGAAGAGUGUGAAAAGUCGGAAGAUUGUGUUCUGGUGAAAAGAAAAGAUGAUGUCGGAUGUUUGUAACCGAAUCCACGACGGCCUUGCGAGAUGAACAAUGAGAGAAUUAAUUAGAGUGGAUCGUUGGGCUGGAGAAGCGUGACGGUUGAAGUCGUGUCUGCGUGUGGCUGGGUCGGUGGACUCUCCAGCCUGCGUGGAGCGGGUGUCUCCUUUCCUGCCAUUCUUCUCCGCGCCUGUGCGCUUCCUGCUCCGACUGACCACAGCAAUCGGCUCGAAGCACCGAGAACGCCAAUGCACGACGGAAUAGACUUUCUUUCUCCAUCCGCGGCGUUUUAAAAUCGUGAAGUCGCUUUGCCGACAUACUUGUGUGUGUGUGUGUGUGUGGUGUUGUUUUUUGUUUGUUUGUUUGUUUGUUUGUUUGAUUUGUUGAGCCUACAUUUGGUUUCGUUUGCGCGCCUCCGGGAUACUCAGCAAACCCAUGGUUGUUUCGGUCGGUGCUCGCGCUGUGUCCGCGCGGCAGGGGCGCUGCGUUUGGGUGCGCGAGGCGGAAUCUUCUGCGCGACGAUGUUCCCCCCUGAGCAGGCGCUGAAGCCGCCGCGCGGACCGCACUCAGCCUGUUAGGGGUGAUUACACUGGCAUCGAGUCCUCGCGCCUAACGCCCGCGUGCGCUUUCAUGGGAACGCACGCACUCCAUGUCUGCUCGUGCUCGGUGUUUCUGCAGGAGCCCUCCGAGUGACCAUGGCUGCGUGAUUUUGCGCGUGGCCUUGGAGCAGCGUACACUGGUCCCCGAUGAGCCUCACGCGCAGGCUGGCACGGGAGACGGGGGCCGGAAAGUGCUCGUUUGUACUUUACUUUCGACAUCCCGCCGAUUCGAAGCCUUUCGUGACCCUCGCGUGAAGCUCUAUGGAGCCGCUGAAGAACAUAUUCACGCGCAGCCCCCUGUCGCCGUGGAAGAGCCUCGAGCAGCCUCAGGAAGGAAGCUUCACCAACCCGGUGUGGACUGCCCUGUUCGAUUACGAGGCCUCGGGAAAAGACGAGCUCACUCUACGGAAAGGAGACGUGGUGGAGGUUCUGUCUCUGGACUCUGAGAUAUCCGGAGACGAGGGCUGGUGGGCGGGCAAGGUUAACAACAAAGUGGGCAUCUUCCCCUCCAACUACGUCUCGCUGAAGCCGGGCGCUGGCAGAGUUCGGGAGCUCGGUUCCCCUGUCGGUCUGCAGCUCGAGCCGGAGGUGGUGGAUUUUCGGGAGCUGAAGCUGGAGGAGGUGAUCGGCGUAGGCGGGUUCGGGAAGGUUUACCGCGGCACUUGGCGAGGGGAUCUCGUGGCGGUGAAAGCCGCCCGUCAAGACCCGGACGAGGAUAUUAGUGUCACAGCUCAGAACGUCCGGAACGAGGCGCGGCUCUUUGCCAUGCUCACGCAUCCCAACAUUAUCGCGCUCAAAGGGGUUUGUUUGCAGGAACCAAACUUGUGUCUUAUUAUGGAGUAUGCGUCAGGUGGCCCGCUGAGCCGCGCGCUGGCCGGCAGACGCAUCCCGCCGCACGUUCUCGUCAACUGGGCCGUGCAGAUCGCGAGGGGCAUGCUGUAUCUGCACAGUGAGGCGAUUGUUCCGGUUAUUCACCGCGACCUGAAGUCAAACAAUAUCCUGCUGGCUGAGCCAAUAGAGAAGGAUGGGAUAGAGGGGAAGACUCUUAAGAUCACGGAUUUUGGCCUGGCGCGAGAGUGGCACAAGACCACCAAGAUGAGCACAGCGGGAACCUAUGCCUGGAUGGCCCCUGAGGUCAUCAAGUCCUCCACCUUCUCCAAGGGCAGCGACGUAUGGAGCUAUGGGGUGUUGCUGUGGGAGCUGCUGACCGGUGAGGCUCCAUACCGAGGGAUAGACGGACUCGCUGUGGCCUACGGCGUUGCAGUUAACAAGCUGACCCUACCCAUCCCCUCCACCUGUCCAGAACCUUUCGCCCAACUCAUGUCAGAGUGUUGGGACCAGGACCCCCACCGCAGGCCGAGCUUCGCCUCCAUCUUGACUCAGCUGUGUGCCCUGGAACAGCAGGUGAUGGAGCAGAUGCCCCAGGACUCCUUCCACUCACUGCAGGAGGACUGGAAACUGGAGAUCCAGGACAUGUUCGAUGAGCUCCGCGCCAAGGAGAAGGAGUUGCGCUGCCGUGAGGAGGAGCUGAAACGUGCUGCUCUGGAGCAGAAGUCUCACGAGGAGUUCCUGCGUCUGCGUGAGCAGCAGCUUGCGCAGUGGGAGCAGGAUGUGUUUGAGAGGGAGCUCUCUCUACUCAUACAGCACCUCAACCACAACCAGGAGAAACCCAACGUCAAGAAGCGCAAAGGCACCUUCAAGAAGCACAAAUUGAAGGGCAAGAAUGGAGAGAAAAUUAGCAUGCCACAGGAUUUCAUCCAUAAGAUCACAGUGCAGGCAUCUCCUGGCUUGGAGAAGAGACGCAACUCUCCUGAUCUGGGUUCUGGAACCUCACCUUCCAUUGGCCCCCGUUUCCGUGCCAUCCAGUUGAGUCCCAGUGAGAGUAAGUGGAGUUCUGUGUGGCCUCUGGAGUCGCUCCCUCUGAAGCAGGCCAAUGGAGAGCGGAGGCUCGCCUCACACUGGAGCCCCAAAAGCCCCAAAGUACAGCGUCUUAGUUCACAGGAGAGCAGUCUGUUAAUGAGAGCUAAGCUACUGGAGGUAGACAGCAACGAGAACGGAGAAUCCAGAGAAGACUUUGUGGAGUACAGACCCACCACGCCAGAGCCAAGCCUGCCUGACCCUGCCUCGGUGAAGGAGUCUUCCUGGACGGCUCUCCCAGAAGAGGACUCGGGUAGUGAGGAGGGAGGCUUUUUUUCCCGCAGUUCCCCUCACCCAGACAGUCGCGCUGCGCUUCCUGUCCCAGCUAAGUGCACUCACCAGGCCCUUCUCAGCAGCGCCGCCCUUCUGGCCUCUGUCGCUCUGGGACGCCAUCUGGAACCUCAUCGCCCACCAACACCCCCUCCUCGAGCGCCCCCCAGGACUAACCAUCCUACUCUGGAGCCAGAGCGAGAGCGCCCCCAGGUGGAUGUCGAGAACUUCCCCACGGAACCCGCCGUGGUCGGGGACCUUAUAACGUUCAGUACAGACUCUCUGCCCCGAGGUCUUUUUGAUGCCCCUCUGAAACCCCCCGAGAUUAAGCCCUUGCCCCUGACUCCUCCGCCUCCAAACCCCAGAGAGAGAGAGAGGUCGGGUCGAAGGACCCCCCUGCACGGCUCAGCAGAGUGGAUCACUCAGGCUAACGGAGAAACAGAAAACGCAGGAACCGAGGAGACGAGUCAAACUGGAGACAGAAGGAGAAGAUCCAGUCACAGAUUUACCUCACAUCUAGUGUUGGAUCUGCCACUGUGCCAAGACACGAUGGAAGCAGAUGACAAAUCUCCCACCCCGUUCGCCCUGUACCCAGACCCUCGUCUUUGGAGCCCCAAAACACGGCGCCUGGAGGUCAACAUCAUUCCGCGACCCCGGCCGUCCCCCGUCCGUCCUCGGAUUGACCCCUGGAGUUUCAUAUCCGCUGGCGGGACAGAAAAACCAGCCUUGCGGCACACCCUGUCAGCGAGCAGUUCCACAAGCCCGCGACUCGGUUACCAGCCAUCACCCACUAACCCCUUCACGAACUGCGACCCCUUCCCAUCUCCCGACUGUGACCCCUUCAGUCUCAAAGCUGACCCUCCAGUUAACACUGACCUCUCCUCACCCUUUGACCCCUUCUCCCCCCCCUUCCCAACUUCCCGUUCUGCGCCCUGCUCCACGAAUGGGAGCCCAAACCUUUCUGUCAGGGUCGAUCCGCUGAACCCGGCCGACUCCCCGCUCUUCGACCUUGGUUGGGCGGCAUUCACCAAGCCCCCGGCUCUCGCCAAAGAAAAGGUUCGCCCCAGGAGGACUCUGGGACUCAGUCCCUUCAGGUCACCAGCGCAGCUCAGAGACGACAGGUUCUAAAGGCGAAAGCUGUGCUGUCACCUGCCAAAAACAGGUCAGAUUCGGACAGCAUGAGCCACAGGAACUGCUCUGUGUAUCGGGCGCUCCGGGAGACUUUGGGUCCCUUUAAAAGGAGGGAAAAUGCACAGUCAUUUCACUAGAUUUCACUAGAUUACAGAAAGUUCCCCAGAAAGUGCAUUUUUCCAUUCUUACAUUGUUGGCUUAGAAAGAAGGGAAGCCAAUGAAUUGUGUGGUUUGUCAUGAUGUGUGUGCGCACCUACAAUCAACAGGCAACAACAUUCCAAACAGGAUUUCCCUCCAACCUAAUUAGCAUUGUGACUCUGGAAAACUGGGAAAUAUGCAUUUUUAUUUUUGUUCCUGUGAAUCCUAGAAAUAUUUGCAAUACGCAUUCAUUGUGUUAGGUUUUAAGUGACUGUUCUUUGAUUACCGCUCAUGGGAGAAGUUCAGCCAAAACUGCUAAUGAUGAUGAUAACAGUUAAUGAAAGCCAAAAGGGUGUGGAAACGAACAGCUAGCUUGGUCCUAUCUGUUAACAUUUCUAUCUAUAUUCUCUAGGCUUCAUUUACUGUUAGGUGUAUUAGCAUGUGAGGCUGAGAGCCAUUCCGUAGAUGAGUGGCACCUAAAGGUGAGUUCAGCAGGUUUACUUUAUAUUGAGCAGACUUGUUUGCCUGUGUUAACUCGUACUUUUAAGGCAAGAGACAUCAUCCGGACCUUGUCGCGGUCAUCCAGCCAGAGUCUGCAGAACCUUCUUUCAGCCUUGGAUUUAGAUAUGCUAUGUUGGCAAGAACAUGAGAUGCAUUGUUUUUCACAGAGGCGCAGGUAAUAAUCUAGGAAUGUUCCGGAAGCCUACUGCAACGUUCCGCAUGCAAAGGAACAUUCUGCAAGGAGGAACAAAAUCAGACUUGCUAAAUGUUCCACACACGUGCCAAAGAGCAGGGCAAACAAAGGCCAGCUCCACUGUAGCAGGAAGUACAGGCCAUCAUGCAGUACAGGCCCUUCACAUUCCCAGUCUAGCCCAGCCUAUUUUAUUAUAUCAGCAACGUUAGUGGGAAUAAUUUCAUACGUAUUUUUGUUAGGUAGAAAGUAACUUUGAUAGAGUUGUGGAACACCCACCCAUCUUAAGACAGCCAUUGUUGUAUUUCAGUAGCUGAUUGGUUGUAUCGCUUCUGCAAAACGUUCAGUGCUUGAAUAGUUGUGGUUUUGUGAUUCUCAUAAGCACUUUAGACAGACUAUGCAAACUAGAGAAGUGUUGUCAUGGAGAGUGUUUCCUGAGAUAAUUCAUUUACGUUCCAGCAUAAACAAACACCACAAUGGUGUUAAACAAACACCACAAUGGUCUAUUUGUCAUUGUGACUAAUUCUCUUGACUUGAACUCUUAAUUAAUGUUUUAAGGAUAUAUUGAAAAAAGAAAAAAAUGUAGCUGGAUCGCCUCUGCCAGACGUACUGCUUGUAAUUAGAAAGCUUUUGAACUGCUGACUAGCAUGUGUCUGGGUACAUGGGACCCUGUACCCCCAUCCUGACUCAUGCGCAUAUACUGGACUGAACAAGGUUCUUGUCUUUAACUGUUUUCAUGUCUUCUAACCAUGAAAUCCCUUCACAAGCCCAUCUUAGCUGUUGAAAUAUUGGGAUAUUGUCCCAUAUCUCAGUGAUGUAGUGAGAAAUGUGGACCCUAUGCGAUAAACAAUCCUUCCAACACUCAAAUUAAGUCUCUCACACUCAUACUUACUAUCCUAAUACCCCGGCUAAUGACAGAUGGGUGUUAAUAUAUAUCUAUAUAUUGCCAUAUCCUAUCGUUGCUGUGUACCACUAACAAACUACAUAGCAAAAUUAGAUGUCAUCAAUAGAAGGUUUUUUGUUCAUGUAUUUUUACAAUUUGUACAUUAUAGCAGUCAUAAACAUCAGACAGCUAAAACAAAGACAAAUGAUGGACUUCACGGCAGUGGUAGCUCAGCCGUUAAGGUACCUGACUUGUAAUCGGAA
Molecule: messenger RNA, 5983 nt
Organism: Electrophorus electricus (electric eel)
Lineage: Eukaryota; Metazoa; Chordata; Actinopteri; Gymnotiformes; Gymnotidae
Product: mitogen-activated protein kinase kinase kinase 11
Biological process (GO): microtubule-based process; protein phosphorylation; positive regulation of apoptotic process
Cellular component (GO): centrosome
Molecular function (GO): protein binding; JUN kinase kinase kinase activity; ATP binding
Source: RefSeq, a predicted model, not a curated record